AUGUUGAACAUGUUGCAGUGCACAUGGCUGGUUUGUCUGCUUGCUGGCGUCCGGGUGGCGGCCAAACCUGUACACGGGAGUGACUUUGAUCUCCGCAAAACUUGCCCAGCUGCAGAGUAUCCGAAGCACCACACAAUCUGCAUGGACGUGCAGUACUGCAUCAAGUCUGGCCAGACUUGUUUGUCAUGCGGCUGGGGUCCAGAUCAGACUAAUGUGGCUGCGUGCUGCGAGCAGGAUCAGCUUCCCACUCCUAGUAAGAAGGGGCGCUAUCCGUGUGCACGGCAGGCGGUGGUAGGGGAAAACGGUACAUACUGUAAGCUCAUGUGCUGCGGCACGGGCUCCGUGGUUUGCGGCGAUGGCUGCUGCCGAACCGGAGAUCAUGGACAUCCCCACAAGUGUGGACGGACGCUGAAAGUCCCACGCCAAGGGAAGGGGGGAAAGGCAUGCUGCAUAGAGGAAGGGGCCAGCGCUGCCCAGCAGGAGAAACAAGGCUGUUGUGUUCGUGGUCAAGGAUUGAACUGCCUGCAAAAUGAGACGCCUUGCUGUCUGUGGGCGCAAGGCGACGAGCAUCAUACAGCCGAUCCAGAUCCGCACUCACCAUGCCAGCCUCGGAACUGCUCGUUGUGGCGGCCAUGCCCCCACGGUCCGGGGUACGACUGCCUCUUCCACGGCCAAAAAAUCUGCUGCCUCCGCCCGGGAGGGAACGUCUCUGUGUCGGCGGCAGAUCCCUGCCAGCGGUUUGAAGAGGAUUGCCAGUCUCGCUGGCAGGGACAGUGUCGGCAUGGAUUGGGGUCGGAUUGCUCCAAGGACAACAAGGAGGCUUGCUGUUUGGAGCUGCCUUUGUCGGCGACCCAUCAGUGCCAGAUGGAUUGCAAUCAGUAUCGGCCUCCUCCCAAGUCGAAUCUGGUGGGCUGGGCCCUCGCCGGAGGAUGCGCUGCCAUGGUGCUUACCAGCGUGCUCGUGCUAUGCAUCGUCCGGAAGAAGUGCAGGAGGAGCCCGGCUCCCCAUGGCAGUGGCCGACCACCGGCCUUGGUUCUGUAUAACUCCAGCUAUGUUGGAGCCUUUAAUCCGCUGCCCUGGGCACGCAAGGAUGGCGAGGAGAUGGCUCUGAUGUUUGACAAGCUGGGCUAUCAUGCCAUCGACCGUCAUGACAUCACAUGCGCAGUUGCCAAGGAGGUCACACAGCGUCUUCUCGACGAUCUUGAGAAGUGCGGCAUCAAGAAUCCGGUUGUUCCUAUCUUCUUUGCUGGACACGGCGUCGAAGUUGGGAACAGCCAGUUCUUGGUUCCGAGUGAUGCUCACUCCCAAAACGAUGAGCUGAUCUCGUUGGACUCCAUUAUGUGCCGUGCCGCCAAGAUCCACCGGAGAUCCAGGGAUCCGGCAGACGCGGUGCAGCCAACUUUUUUGCUAAUCCUGGAUACCUGUCGCUCUACGCCAAGCUCGCACGAGGUUCGAAACCGCCUAGCUGAUGUAGCUGCUGGCCAAACACGGAUGGUGGGACGAGCGCGCCAACUCUCGAGGCCGGAUUUCGUGAUCAUCCACGCCUGCGAGUGUGGCGGCGUGGCGCAGCAGUGCCCCAGCGUGAACAUGGGCUACUUGACCAAAGCGUUCACCACUUACGGCUGCAACGACCUAUCCCUCGAAGACCUCCUGAAACAAGUUCAGCGAGAAGUUGAGGAGGAUACCCGGCGGAUGCACGAGCAGAACAAGGCCUGCUCGGUGCAGAAGCCGGAAGUGAAAUCUACCACAAGCACUCUCGAUAGCCGCUACUUGCCACUUGGCCUGUGUAGGGUUUAA
Molecule: messenger RNA, 1797 nt
Organism: Symbiodinium sp. CCMP2592
Lineage: Eukaryota; Dinophyceae; Suessiales; Symbiodiniaceae
Source: the annotation of a GenBank genome assembly